AUGUGCGUGGCCGAAGGGCGGGAAUCCCUCCUAGCCUGCGCCGAGCCUCGACGCCAGGUCACGAAGUCGCCAUCUUGGAGAGCAUCUACGCCCUCACGACGCGUCAAUGAGCGCUUGAAAAAUGAUGAUGUCGUUCACAACUCAUUAUCGCGUGAAAUUACGUUUAACAUCAGCGUCACGACGGGUGUCCACAUGUUCUCCGAGAACUUGUCAUCUGCCACGUGCUACAGUGCCACGUACUACAGUGCCACGUACUACAGUGCCACCUGCUAUAGUGCCACGUACUAUAGUGCCACGUACUACAGUGCCACGUACUAUAGUGCCACCUGCUAUAGUGCCACGUACUAUAGUGCCACGUACUAUAGUGCCACGUGCUACAGUGCCACGUACUAUAGUGCCACGUGCUACAGUGCCACGUACUACAGUGCCACCUGCUAUAGUGCCACGUACUAUAGUGCCACGUACUACAGUGCCACGUACUAUAGUGCCACGUGCUACAGUGCCACGUACUACAGUGCCACCUGCUAUAGUGCCACGUACUACAGUGCCACUGCCACGUACUACAGUGCCACCUGCUAUAGUGCCACGUACUAUAGUGCCACGUACUACAGUGCCACGUACUACAGUGCCACGUACUACAGUGCCACGUGCUACAGUGCCACGUACUACAGUGCCACCUGCUAUAGUGCCACGUACUACAGUGCCACGUACUACAGUGCCACCUGCUAUAGUGCCACGUACUACAGUGCCACGUACUAUAGUGCCACGUACUACAGUGCCACGUACUAUAGUGCCACGUACUACAGUGCCACGUACUAUAGUGCCACGUGCUACAGUGCCACGUACUACAGUGCCACCUGCUAUAGUGCCACGUACUAUAGUGCCACGUACUACAGUGCCACGUACAGUGCCAUAGUGCCACCACGUACUACAGUGCCGCGUACUACAGUGCCACCUGCUAUAGUGCCACGUACUACAGUGCCACGUACUACAGUGCCACGUGCUACAGUGCCACGUACUACAGUGCCACCUGCUAUAGUGCCACGUACAACAGUGCCACGUACUACAGUGCCACCUGCUAUAGUGCCACGUACUACAGUGCCACGUACUAUAGUGCCACGUACUACAGUGCCACGUACUAUAGUGCCACGUACUACAGUGCCACGUACUAUAGUGCCACGUGCUACAGUGCCACGUACUACAGUGCCACCUGCUAUAGUGCCACGUACUAUAGUGCCACGUACUACAGUGCCACGUACUACAGUGCCACGUACUAUAGUGCCACGUACUACAGUGCCACGUACUACAGUGCCACGUACUACAGUGCCACGUGCUAAAGUGCCACGUACUACAGUGCCACCUGCUAUAGUGCCACGUGCUACAGUGCCACGUACUACAGUGCCACGUACUACAGUGCCACGUACUACAGUGCCACGUACUAUAGUGCCACGUACUACAGUGCCACGUACUACAGUACCACGUACUACAGUGUCACGUACUACAGUGUCACGUUCUAUAGUGUCACGUACUGCAGUGCCACGUGCAACAAUGUCACGCACUACAGUGCCACGUACUACAGAGCCACGUGCUACAGUGCCACGUUCAUUAUAA
Procambarus clarkii (red swamp crayfish) is the source of this 1611-nucleotide messenger RNA. The record is from RefSeq and is a predicted model, not a curated record. NCBI's taxonomy places the organism in Eukaryota, Metazoa, Arthropoda, Malacostraca, Decapoda, Cambaridae.